CUGCUGGCUGCUCUGGUGCCUUCUAGGAUGGCUGGCUUGAGGAUGGAUUUUGGCUUGCUUCUGGAGCCUCUGGGCUUCAUGAAGGUCCUUGAGUGGAUUUUUUCCAUCUUUGUUUUUGCCACAUGUGGAGGCUUUCAAGGUGAAACUACUCUUCUAGUUUCCUGCAAAGGUGUGGUAAACAAAACAGUUACAGCUGCUUUUGCUUAUCCAUUCAGGUUGAAUACUGUUGUAUUUAGUGCACCAGACCCAAAACGCUGUGGUGGUACUUGGACUGACACCUACCUUGUAGGCAACUUCUCCUCUUCUGCACAGUUCUUUGUUACGCUUGCAGUGCUGGUAUUCCUCUACUGCAUUGCUGCCCUUGUGGUAUAUAUUGGAUAUAAGCACGUGUAUCAGCAAAGUAGCAAGCUCCCACUGACUGACUUGGCCAUCACUGUCGUAACAGCCUUUCUGUGGCUGGUCAGUACUUUCACUUGGGCAAAGGCACUUGCUGACAUAAAAAUGUCCACAGGGGCCAGCAUUAUUCAAGGAAUUGAAUCUUGCAAAGUACCAGCAACAACUUGUAUUUUUGCUUCUGUGAGCAGCAUGAAAGUUCUGAAUGUGUCUGUGGUGUUUGGCUUGCUUAAUAUGCUUUUAUGGGGAGGAAAUGUUUGGUUUGUAUACAAGGACACCAACCUGCACACCCAGUCAGUUUCUCUAAGUCCAGGAACAUAUACAAGAGAAAUAUAA
Molecule: messenger RNA, 729 nt
Organism: Merops nubicus (carmine bee-eater)
Lineage: Eukaryota; Metazoa; Chordata; Aves; Coraciiformes; Meropidae
Gene: SYPL1
Product: synaptophysin-like 1
Exons: 5
Coding region: 28-729 (233 amino acids)
Cellular component (GO): synaptic vesicle membrane; synaptic vesicle
Source: RefSeq, a predicted model, not a curated record